AUGGUAAUUGCCAAAUUGCCUCCUCCGUCAGUUCUUGAUUCUGAAAAUGAUUCUGAAUCAGAGUCAUUAGAUAUUACAAAAACGCCGAAAAAGAUCUACGAAAUUGCUCAAUUUGCAGAGCAAAUUCAGACGGAUAUAGAGUUUGAUUCGAAGAGCGAGUUACUUGUGCACAAAUUCAUCAAGGGUGCUAUGGCGCGUGUACAAUCAGGGGCCCAAGCAGAGGCGGAUUUAGAGCAUACUCAAUUGGCCGAAGCAGCACGCGCUGCACGUGCGAAAGCCACGCGUCGUACCGUACAAAAAGGGGGCAUUAUUACUGUUGAGAAGGCCAAGGAGCGAAUUCGAUUACGCACACGAAGGGAGCAAGAGAGUUGGGAGAAGAAGGAGUACUCUCGGCGUCAAUGCCCUAAACGGGAAAGACCCAAGUUUGUACGCUUUUAUAGGGCUAUUUCUGCAAUAGCUCGUCUUCGUAUUGCCUCUAUGAACCCUGAGGAUCAAUUAGAGUACCAAUUGAGCGACGAGGGGGGGCAAUAG
Molecule: messenger RNA, 531 nt
Organism: Endocarpon pusillum Z07020
Lineage: Eukaryota; Fungi; Ascomycota; Eurotiomycetes; Verrucariales; Verrucariaceae
Exons: 1
Coding region: 1-531 (176 amino acids)
Source: RefSeq, a predicted model, not a curated record